CAUUGGGUCGUCCUUAUACGUCACAGAUGUAAGAACAUGGAGGCGAUAUUUCAUGAAAAGCAAGAAGGAUCAUUAUGUGCGCAGCACUGUUUGAAUGCCUUGCUGCAGGGACCAUAUUUCACUGCCGUUGAUUUAGCAACUAUUGCACAGCGAAUGGAUUAUGAAGAGCGUCUAAGAAUGUCUGAAUCUGGUGUCGACAGCGAAGAGUACAGAAGAUUUUUGGAGCAACCUUCUGGAAAUUAUGAUGACAGUGGGUAUUUCUCAGUUCAAGUAAUAAGCAGUGCUCUUGAAGUUUGGGGUCUGGAACUUGUACCAUACAACAGCACAGAUGAACGAGCUUUGGAAGCCCAGAGAUGUCCUGGUGAAAUGAAUGCAUUCAUUUGCAACUAUCGUGACCACUGGUUUACAAUUCGCCGAUUGGGCCAGCAGUGGUUCAAUUUGAACUCAUUACUUAGUGGACCUGAACUGAUUAGUGACACAUAUUUAGCCAUGUUCCUAGCACAGCUGCAGCAAGAAGGUUAUUCUAUUUUUGUUGUGUUUGGGGAUCUUCCCGAGUCAGAAGCUGACAAUUUGUUGCACCUUGCCCCUGCUGUACAGCACGAGAAGCCUCGCCUGCUUGCCACAAUUGUGCGCAAAGUUGUUCCUGUAAGUGCUCAAGAUUCUGAAGAGGACCAGGACCUACAGAGAGCUGUGAGGCUGAGUCUGACUGACAGUAAUCCACCAAGAGUGACACAUAUACCAAUAGAAAUUGAACGCAGUCUGAGUACUGACGAUACAGAGUUACAAGCAGCUCUCAGACUUAGUUUGCAAGAUGAGAGUUCAUCACGCGUCACGCCAGCUAAUGAGGAAGAAGAGGACUCAAAUGAUGACAGUCGGAAGAUAAAACAUAUAGCACAGCUUGGGCGUCAUUCAGAACUUAAUUCAGCUAUAUUGACAGUGGAUAAUAACCACAAAGUACGCACACAGCAUUCGGAACAGCUGUGGCUAGAAGAAGCUACAGCCGUUGCUAUUGGUUGUCACACACCACGGACAGAGCGCGAGACGCGGCACAGAGGGAACGCCUAGCACAACCUAGGCAUAAAUACCAGACUUGUUCCUCACUGGAAUCAGUAUCAGACAGCACCUGAAGAAGACUGUGAGUCACGCAGUUGAAAUAUCAUGCGGGAAAGACGCGAAUAACUGGCAGAAACCCGAUUAAUCAACAUGACAAUUCCUCACUGGUAAAGCUUGAAGAAUUACAAGUUACGUAUUGUCAAAAAUACCCCACUUGCCAUGAAUAUAAUUUAUCAACAGAAAUAAUCAACAGGGUAGAAAGUUUUAAGUACUUGGCUGAAUGCAUUGAUGGGAACCUAAAAUGGAUAUGCCAUCUAGCUGACUUGUUAAAAGUUUAGGUUCAGGUGCUUUUGCUAUAAAAAUAAUUACCAACUUUGGGAACAUACAAACCAUUGCAAAUUUUCAUUUACUGAUGUCCUGCAUGUUAAUAUUCAGAGGGAACUCCUCACAUGGGCAAAAACUGUUUGUUGCACAAGAUAAACUGAAUAGCGUGGAAUUAUAUGUGGAGCUCACACAUCAGGCAUCUGUUUAAACAGUUAGUUAUAUCAACCACAUCUCAUAGUACAUUUGUAUAGUUGUGAAAUUUGUUGGUAAGAAUCAGUUGUGAUCAAGAGUAGCAGAGGUAUUCACCAAUACAGUACUAGAAGGAAAAAUGAUCUGCACUGACUCCUGUGGAUCUAAAUUUGACUCACAAAAGAUUGCAGUACUCAGAUAUAAAAUGCUUGUCCAUUCAAAUAAAAUGGCUGACAGACAGCAGAGGUGUUUUCAAAUUUAGAUUAAAAUUGUGUUUUCUUAAUAACUCCUCCUA
Molecule: messenger RNA, 1861 nt
Organism: Schistocerca piceifrons (Central American locust)
Lineage: Eukaryota; Metazoa; Arthropoda; Insecta; Orthoptera; Acrididae
Product: ataxin-3-like
Exons: 6
Coding region: 37-1065 (342 amino acids)
Biological process (GO): protein deubiquitination
Cellular component (GO): nucleus
Molecular function (GO): cysteine-type deubiquitinase activity
Source: RefSeq, a predicted model, not a curated record